Messenger RNA from Triplophysa rosa, 1798 nucleotides. It is a transcript of the gene aqp1a.1, whose product is annotated as aquaporin 1a (Colton blood group), tandem duplicate 1. The coding region runs from base 63 to 845 and encodes 260 amino acids. The record is from RefSeq and is a predicted model, not a curated record. Gene Ontology annotation, cellular component: membrane. Lineage: Eukaryota; Metazoa; Chordata; Actinopteri; Cypriniformes; Nemacheilidae. The transcript is spliced from 4 exons. Gene Ontology annotation, biological process: hyperosmotic response; renal water transport; carbon dioxide transmembrane transport. Gene Ontology annotation, molecular function: ammonium channel activity; carbon dioxide transmembrane transporter activity; water channel activity.
AUGUACUUAGUGCCCACAGAAAUCCCCACAUUAACAGCUGAGAGUGCCCGGAACUGGCAGUCAUGAAGGAACUGAAGAGCAAGGCAUUCUGGAGGGCCGUUUUGGCAGAGCUGGUGGGCAUGACCCUCUUCAUUUUCCUGAGCAUUACAGCUGCUGUUGGAAACUCCAACAAUGACAAACCAGAUCAGGAGGUCAAGGUGGCACUGGCGUUCGGGCUGGCCAUCGCCACUCUUGCCCAGAGUCUCGGUCACAUCAGCGGAGCCCAUCUGAACCCGGCCGUGACGCUGGGCUUGCUGGCCAGCUGCCAGAUCAGCUUUCUGAAGGCUGUGAUGUACAUCGUGGCCCAGAUGUUGGGCGCAGCGGUGGCCAGCGGCAUCGUUUAUGGCGUCACGAAAGGGGAGGCUCUGGGGCUUAAUACUAUCAGCAAAGAUAUUUCUGCAGGUCAAGGUGUCGGCAUUGAACUCUUCGCUACGUUCCAGCUGGUUCUGUGUGUCAUAGCAGUCACAGAUAAAAGAAGGCGUGAUGUAACAGGCUCCGCCCCCUUGGCAAUUGGGCUCAGUGUUUGCCUGGGCCAUUUGACAGCCAUCAGUUUCACUGGAUGUGGCAUCAAUCCUGCUCGCUCCUUCGGCCCGGCAGUGAUUAUGAGAGACUUCACCAAUCACUGGGUAUACUGGGUAGGCCCAAUGUGUGGAGGUGUGGCAGCCGCCUUGGUCUAUGACUUCCUGCUCUACCCGAAAAUGGAUGACUUUCCUGACCGCAUGAGAGUGCUGGUCUCUGGUCCUGCUGCUGAUUAUGAUGUCAACGGAACUGAUGAUCCCCCUGCUGUAGAGAUGUCAUCAAAGUGACAAAAUAAUUGACAUAUUUAAUGUAUCAUACUCUUCAAGACUUCAAAACGUCUGUAAAUAUAUACAGUAUUUUUCCCCCAAGGGGGAAUAGCAUUGUUUUUAAAUGUACUAUAUGACAGUGUUAAUUUUCCAAAUGUAAAGCCAUCUAUUUAGCUGGCAUUUUGUAUUAAUUCAUUUGAGCUUUUUAUUGUUGUUUUGUCUCUCAUUUAGUGAAUCAGUAUGUACCUCAGGAAAAUGAUCCAACGUUUUCAAAAAUUUCACUAUCAGUAUUCAAAAUGUAGAUUCACUUGUUUUUGUCAACGUUUUUAAAAUGAAAAUGUGUUUUACAUCACUUUGUAUUGUAUUAAGUGUACACUAUGAUAUCGUUUUCUCAACUUUUGUAAGUAAACAUGAAGAUGUUAAAUAUUAAAUAAAUAGGCUACUGGUGCUUUUCUCCUUUAAGAUACAACAAUCCAACAGCUCUUUGUUAAACUGAUGGUGAUGAUGUCACUUAAUCAGAGCUCUAGAUUUAAAACUCUUUUCAGAGCUUUAUCCCAAUUUGACAUUACAUUAUUACAAGGACAUUUUAAUGCUGUGUUCUAAUAUUAAAUCCUAGUAAUAUUCAGUGCUCUAAGUAGUUUGUGAGGUCUCGUGUGAUGAAAUCUCUAUAUGCAAGUUUUACUACAUCCUGUCAAUGCAUUUGAUUUAAAGAUAGUAUUACGAUAUAUGUCUAGGGAAUGUAAACACUUAAUAUUAAAAUACCUUUACAAUGUGUCAGGCGGACAAACGAUGCAAAAACAAGUGAUUUAUUUACAAUAUGUACAGAAUUUACAUCUCAAUACAACACUCACAAAACUAAGGAAGGGGGAAGGAAAGAAGGGAUGCAAGUGGUGCUAAAGCAAAGAAAUGAACAAAACAAAUCUAACUUGCACAUAAUCCUCUAAACUACCUAACCCACAACCAAAUAAAAAGAG